Messenger RNA from Apis laboriosa (Himalayan honeybee), 794 nucleotides. Its product is annotated as ADP-ribosylation factor-like protein 2-binding protein. The coding region runs from base 1 to 510 and encodes 169 amino acids. Lineage: Eukaryota; Metazoa; Arthropoda; Insecta; Hymenoptera; Apidae. Gene Ontology annotation, biological process: positive regulation of tyrosine phosphorylation of STAT protein; maintenance of protein location in nucleus. The record is from RefSeq and is a predicted model, not a curated record. Gene Ontology annotation, cellular component: mitochondrial intermembrane space. The transcript is spliced from 6 exons.
AUGGCUGAAGAAACAAUGGAUAAUUCUAUUUUAAUAAAUGUCGACGAAAAAAUGGAACGGAAUUCUAAAAAUAUAGAAGAUAAUCUUUUUGAUGAAAUUAUUGGACACAUUGAAGAUAUUUUAAUAGAAGAUGAAUUUCAUGCUAUUCGACAAAAAUUUUUAGAUGAUUAUUGGAAUAUUUUUGAACCCGUAGAAGAAAAUAAAUUGAUUUAUACAAAUAUAUUUAAUGAAUAUAAUAAAACUGUGGAAAAUUACAUUGUUAAUUAUUUACAAAGAACUGUACCACAUUUUAAUCUAGAUACAUUUUUAAAUUAUCUAAAUAAUAAACAAAAUGAAUUGGAAGGUGAAGUUUUUGAAGUAUUAUCAACAUUUACAAAUUUUAUGGCCUUCAAAGAAAUGUUUCUUGAUUAUAGAGCUAUAAAAGAAGGAAAAGUCGAAGAUCUUAGUAAUGGAAUAUUUGUUACAUCUUUUAAACCUUCUAAUAUAAAUGACAAGGAAUCUUUUAGAUAAGAAAUUUCAUUAAUAAAACAAAUAUAUUUUUAAAUAAAUUGAAACAAAUGUUUACUAAUUUCUAUUUUUUUAUAUUUAACUGUAACUUUUUAAAAUCACUAUUUAUUCUGUUUAAUUUAUGUUUAACUUAUAAAAGUACAAAAAAAUAUGUACAUUAUAUUAAUAAUAUUCUAAAAAAUUGAGGAAUUGUUAAUAUUGAUUGGUUUGCUUUUUGAAUUUACACAGAUAUAUUUGUUGUAUCACUUAAAAUAUUAUAUUGAAAAUAAAAUAAAAAAUAUAACAUA